Molecule: messenger RNA, 1616 nt
Organism: Phyllopteryx taeniolatus (common seadragon)
Lineage: Eukaryota; Metazoa; Chordata; Actinopteri; Syngnathiformes; Syngnathidae
Gene: kera
Product: keratocan
Exons: 3
Coding region: 166-1212 (348 amino acids)
Molecular function (GO): protein binding
Source: RefSeq, a predicted model, not a curated record
CGAGUCUUGUUAAGGCUUAACAUAUGAGUCCUCAUUGGUCAGUCAAGGCUUUCAGGGACAAGCUAGCAUACUCUGAAUGAAAAAAACUUGUGGUACAAAUACAAGGAGGUGAGCGUUACAGUCUCAUCAGCCUUGAUAACUCCAGGGAGGAUACUUCUUUCGACAAUGUUUGAGAUGGCCAUUAAAAUGGAUCCCUUUCUGAGGCUUUUCUGUGCCGUGUGGCUGCUCGGGACAGUACUGAGCCAGGAUAUGCGUUACGAGGAACUAAUGGCCCAAAUCGAAGCGUGCCCUCAAGAAUGCCGCUGCCCCUCCAACUUCCCUCGUGCGGUCUACUGUGACAAUAAAGGUCUGAAGAGCAUCCCCCGAAUCCCUCCGUUCACUUGGUACCUGUACCUGCAGAACAAUCAAAUACAAGUGGUCUCGGCAGACGCCCUGCGCAACGCUACCCAGCUGCGUUGGGUGAACCUGAGUCGCAACAAAAUCACGAGCGAGGGAGUGGAAAAAGGCACCGUGGAUGCAAUGUCACGCCUGGAACACCUCUACAUGGAUGACAACCUUUUGUCCUGGGUGCCGUUUCCUCUCCCGGCCAGUCUUGAGCACCUAAGUCUCUCUCGCAAUCGGAUCUCCAAGAUCCCUGACGGAGUCUUCUUCGGCCUGGAUAAAUUGACCUUCUUAGACCUGCAGGGGAAUAAGCUGAUGGAUGAUGCCGUGACCGAGGUGAGCCUGAAGGGUCUUAACAACCUGGUGCAGAUCAACCUCGCCAAGAACCAGCUAAGCAGCAUGCCUCUUGGCCUACCACCCACCACCACUCAGCUCUUCCUCGACGGUAACAACAUUGAUAAAAUCCCCAUGGGCUACUUCAAGGGUUUGCCCAAGAUGGCUUUCCUCAGGCUCAACCACAACAAGCUCGGCAGCAGCGGUGUUCCUAGCAACGUGUUCAACAUCUCCAGCAUCCUAGACCUGCAGCUUUCCCAUAACCUGCUCACUGAGGUGCCCCUGAUCCCUCCAGGACUGGAACAGCUGUACCUGGACCACAACAACAUUAAGAGUGUGAGUGGCUCCAACGUCUGCCCUAUAGACAUCAAUGCUUUGGAUGCUAACAACAGUGCUCCGCAACUGCGCUACCUCCGACUGGAUGGCAACGAUAUCGAACCGCCGAUUCCUAGGGAUGUCAUUCUGUGCUUCCGUCUCCUUAGGUCCAUUGUCAUAUAAAUUAAGAAACAAACAUAUUAAUUCACGCGAAGAACAGUCUAGAAACCGGACACCUGUGACAACCAAAAAGACCCAUUUUUAUUUUCAGGAAUUGUAAUCAAAUCCGGCAGUUUAAUGGACCACGAGCUGUGCCUUCAAUGUACAAAUCUGUUGAUCACUUAGAUAAUGACAUUGGAAGACCUUGUAUUUCAACCUUUUGGCCUCUGCUUGUUUUAUAUUGCUUUAAGAUGAGCUGUAGACUGACUAGUACUUGUGUACUUCUGUACUUUCGAAACAUUCAUAUUCACUAGUAGUAAUUUAUUUUGCAUUUGUGGUUCCUUUUUGGAUUCUGGUCUUUGUAUAUUUGAAAAAGUACGAUUUUCUCAUGUUGUUUUGAGUUUUAAUAAAAGGAUGUACGAAUCCAG